AUGGCUACGGCGACCGGCGCUGCGAAGUCAUCGUCGCAGCAGCGGCGUGGCGCUAAACGGAGCCGCGCUGACAUCCAGUCGGGCGGGGCGAAUCCGUCGGCACCUUCCACGAAAAGGGGCGGCAGGCGCUGCGGCGGUGUUGCUUCUGAGAAGUUUCCUGGGCGCUUGACGGAGCUCGGCGGCUGCAUCGCAGGAGCUCAGAUCACGACAAAGGAAGCCGGCCGAGCAGAGUCGAUUAAAGUGGAGUCACAGCGACUCGGCCGUCCCGGAAUUGCGGGGAAAUGGCAGCCACCGAGUGUUCUUGUGGGUGACGUCCGUCGCGACGGAGGCGCGCUCACUCCGUCAGACACGUCAGCAGUGCCGCAGCCACGUCGGAUCGGCGCUCUCGCAGGGUCCUGCCUGACCCUGACGGAUCGGAUGAACUCGCUGACGUCAUCACUGACGGACCUGACGGUCGCCGGGAGCAAUCCCGUUAGCCCGACGACCCCCACCAACGUGCUUCUGUUUGGGGGAGCUUCUGGUCGCGCCACGAAGGGCGGAGCCACGAAUGGCGGCGGCAUUGGCGCCGCAAAUGGCGGCGGUUUCAAUGGCAAGGUUCCGGCGCAGGCGUCUCAGCUGCAGCAGCUGAUGGCUCUGGUGAUGCAGGAGCAGGAGAAGCGGGGGAGACUUGUGCGGAAAACGGAGCACACUGUGGUAACCAAUGCAACCCCUGGCGCGCCUGCUGCUGAUUCCCCGUCGUUUCCUGCUCUGGCUCGUGCUGACGGGAGGCAGGGACCUGGUGACGUGGCAGGAAGCCAGCUCAGCAUGCUAGUGGCUGUGCUGGCUUCAAGGCUUGGUCAGCAGAAGGCACCAGUAGCAACAGGAGGAGAGGGAGCAGUAACCAUGCAGGAGUGUGGGGAGAUGGAGCUAUUGAAAUGUGUCAAGGGGCAAGGAAUUGCAGGGCCUGCUGCUAUGGUGCAAUGCAGAGAGGUGGACUUGGAUCUUAGACUGUAA
Molecule: messenger RNA, 993 nt
Organism: Closterium sp. Naga37s-1
Lineage: Eukaryota; Viridiplantae; Streptophyta; Zygnematophyceae; Desmidiales; Closteriaceae
Source: the annotation of a GenBank genome assembly